Molecule: messenger RNA, 1443 nt
Organism: Carica papaya (papaya)
Lineage: Eukaryota; Viridiplantae; Streptophyta; Magnoliopsida; Brassicales; Caricaceae
Product: linamarin synthase 2-like
Molecular function (GO): quercetin 7-O-glucosyltransferase activity; quercetin 3-O-glucosyltransferase activity
Source: RefSeq, a predicted model, not a curated record
AUGGGUUCCCUUGGCAAACCCCACGUAGUCUUUGUGCCCUACCCUUCACAAGGGCACAUCAGCCCUUUGAUGCAGUUUGCCAAGCUUUUACACUCCAGAGGUGGGACUCACAUAACCUUCGUCAACACUGAAUACAAUCACAAUCGUUGGGUCAGAUCUAAAGGGCCUGACUUUGUUAAGGGUCUUCCUGAUUUCUGUUUCAGGACUAUAACCGAUGGGUUGCCCCCGUCGGAUCGGGAUGAGACUCAGGAUCUCUGGGCUCUAUCCGCUUCCAUCAGCAAGAAUUGCUUGGCUCCGUUUAGGGAGCUGCUGGCUAAGCUGGGUUCCACGCCGGGAUCACCUCCGAUCACCUGCAUUAUCGCCGAUGGUCUCAUGAACUUCGCCAUUGAAGCUGCUCAUGAACUUGGUGUUCCUGGGGUUUCUCUUUGGACUGCCUCCGCUUGUGGCUUCAUUGGGUAUUUUUACUUCAAGGAACUUAUAGAUAGAGGCUUUGUUCCAUUCAAGGAUGAAAACCUCAUCAGCGACGGUAGUCUAGACGAACCAAUUGAUUUCGUCCCAGGCAUGAGCAACAUCCGGCUGAAAGAUUUCCCGACCCUGAUUAGAACCGCCGAUCGCGAAGAUAUUAUGCUGAACUUCAUGGGCGACGAGACCCGAAGCUGUAUAAAAGCCUCUGCCAUCAUCUUCCACACUUUCGAUGCAAUCGAGCAUCAAGUCCUCGACGUCAUCGCCACCAACUUCUUUCCCAACAUCUAUACCAUCGGUCCUUUUUCCUUGCUCGAGAAGCAGCUCCCUGCACUCAGCCAAACCAAGUCAAUGAGAUCCAGUCUCUGGAAAGAGGACUCCGCCUGCCUCGACUGGCUCGACAAGAGGGAACCCAACUCCGUUCUCUUUGUCAGUUUCGGGAGCAUCACUGUCAUGUCCAACCAACAAUUUCAGGAGUUCGCAUGGGGUCUCGCCAACAGCAAACACCCGUUUUUGUGGGUGAUAAGGCCGGAUAUUGUAAAGGGUACUGGCAAUGGCUCUGCAAUCUUAUCUGAGAAGUUCUACGAGGAGAUUAAAGGGAGAGGGUUGAUUGUGAGUUGGUGCCCCCAAGACAAGGUUCUCGCUCAUCGGUCGACGGGGGCUUUCUUGACGCAUUCCGGCUGGAAUUCGAUGCUGGAAAGUGUUUGUGGUGGUGCGCCGGUGAUAUGCUGGCCUUUCUUCGACGAACAGCCGACAAACUGUUACUUUGCAUGCAACGUGUGGGGGAUUGGCAUGGAGAUCGAUCGAGAUGUGAGGAGGAAGGAAGUUGAGGAGCUGGUGAAGGAGAUGAUGGGGGGCAAGAAAGGGGAGGAAAUGAGGAAGAAAGCUCAAGAAUGGAAAAAGAAAGCAGAAGAAUCGACCAGUUUGGGAGGAUCAUCUUAUGACAAUCUUGAUAGAUUCAUUAUGGAUUUCAUACAUUGA